Messenger RNA from Linum trigynum, 1397 nucleotides. NCBI's taxonomy places the organism in Eukaryota, Viridiplantae, Streptophyta, Magnoliopsida, Malpighiales, Linaceae. The record is from the annotation of a GenBank genome assembly.
CCCCCACCCCACCCCACCCUCCGAGCUCCAACGUAGCUCCGACCCUACCUCCAAUGGUCAGUUUUCAACAAGUUCAGCUUAUAAGGCUAUCUCACCAGUGGACACGACAAAACCAGCAAGUUUUUUGGCAGAAGAUCUUGCACCUCAACGUCCCGGAAAGAGUUAGAGUCUUUGUUUGGCUUGCAGUCAAAGGAAAACUCUCGACUAAUAGUGUGAGGAAGUUUAGGCACCUCACAUAUGAUGAUAAAUGUCCUGAAUGCAAAGAGGUUCCAGAAACCAAUUUUCAUUGUCUCAGAGACUGCGUCGUCGCCAAGGCUGUUUGGUCGAAGAUCAUACCCAGCAACCGCCAACAACAAUUUUUCGGAGUUGAAGUUGAUGAAUGGUUUCAGAAGAAUUUAAUGGACAACUCCCAAGGUGGAUGGCCAGGUGAUUGGGCAAGUUACUUCUGCCUCCUAACUUGGUACAUCUGGAAAUGCAGGAAUGACACUGUUUUUAAAGGAAUUCGGAUGUCUCCGUCAACCUUGCACAACUAUGUUACCUCGAAAGCUUCAGAGUGGAUCAAAGCAUGGGAGUCAGGCAAAGUGGGAAACAGAUCUAUUAACAAGCUGCCCAGAAGUGAGAUUUUAAUUAGCUGGAGUGCCCUGCCAGGCGGUUAUGUGAAACUAAAUUCAGAUGGAGCAGCCCAGAUCACUUCAGGAGUUGCGAAUGCAAGAGGUGUCCUACGCAACAGUUAUGGGGAUUGACUUGGAGGAUUCUGCAGUAAGCUUGGGACAGGAUCAGCAGUCAUGGCCGAGUUGUGGGGAAUUUAUCAUAGCUUGCAAUUCGCCUAGAAGAAAGGGUUUCAGUAUCUCAUCCUGGAAACUUAUUAGAAGCUUGCGCUGGAUCUUAUUGAGAAAUGUACUGGCCAUGCUCACCCGUAUGCUACUUUACUUGGAGCCAUCCGCAGAUUUUUGACUCAAGGAUGGGUGGUUCGUCUUAUUCAUACGUACGGGGAAGGGAAUAGAGUCGCGAACUGGCUCUCGAAGCACACUCUCGUCUAUCCCUUUGGUAUGCAUGAAUUAGAAGACCCCCCACUGGAUUUGAAUCAACUCCUUCAUGAAGAUAUUGUAGGAUUUAGUUUUCCUAGGAAAGUUCUUUGAGAUGAUCUGAGUGUUGUUUAAGUUGUUGGGGUGGCCCUUCCCUUGGAAGUUUUGUUUUUUGUUUGCUCCCCGGUGUAACCAACCCAAUCCUAUCUAACCACAUCCGGUGUAACCACAUCUGGUCUAACCACCAAAUCUGGUGUAACCACCAGCAAAAUACCAACGAAUAUCCUAUCAUUAUCUCCUAAGCCUUGGUCUAGCAACAGUGCCUCUGUAACUAUGCUUUUGCCUCCUCAUAAAUAAAUAAAUAAAAUUACC